Bicyclus anynana (squinting bush brown) is the source of this 4834-nucleotide messenger RNA. It is a transcript of the gene FER, whose product is annotated as tyrosine-protein kinase Fer. Gene Ontology annotation, molecular function: non-membrane spanning protein tyrosine kinase activity; ATP binding. The coding region runs from base 301 to 2904 and encodes 867 amino acids. The record is from RefSeq and is a predicted model, not a curated record. The transcript has 14 exons. Lineage: Eukaryota; Metazoa; Arthropoda; Insecta; Lepidoptera; Nymphalidae. Gene Ontology annotation, biological process: peptidyl-tyrosine phosphorylation.
CUGGCUGUGGCUCAGUCUAAUCUAAAGUCUUUACUGGCAUUCACGUCGCGCGCCGUUGUCGAGCGGACGUAUCGCACGUCGUUCGCCGCUAACAGAUUGCACUGUUUUUUGUUCGGAACUUUAUAUCAGACGGCUUUGAAAGCUCCGUCCGUUGUACGUUAGUACCAGUCGAAUUUAUCUCGUUAAUAGUUUCGAUUGUGACGCAAAAGCUGGUUAUAACUCGGUGCAGUGAUAACGGGGAGUGAUGUGAUUUGUGUUGUGUUUACGUUGCGAUGUGCGUGGUAGUGUAGGCUGUAGAUCAUGGGGUAUGCGUCGAACGGUGCGGGGCGGGCAGCGCACGAAGCGCUUUUGGCGCGGCAGGAUGCGGAGCUCCGUCUCAUGGAGACUAUGAAGCGAAGCCUGCAGGCUAAAAUGAAAAGCGAUAGAGAAUACGCUCUCGCGCUUUCCGCCGCCGCUGUACAAGGACAAAAGAUGGACAAAUGCGAAGAAUUGAACGGUUCAGUGAUCGCUUCAGCAUGGAGGACAAUGACAGAAGAAUGGGAGAACACGAGCCGUUUGAUCAAAGCUAACGCAGAAGCUCUAGAGUCGAGAGCUCUGGAUCGUCUGAUCACGCUUAUGACUGAAAGACGGAAGGCACGCAAAGUUUACCAGGAAGAUCACACCAAGAUAUCUUCGCAGUUCACACAGCUCUCGGAAGAGGUGCAGAGGAAACAAAGCGAGUACCAGAAGUGCUUGGAGUCCUACAAGCAAAUGAGGGCGAAGUUCGAAGAGAAUUAUCUUAAAUGUCCAACCAGCAGAGGCGGUCGUAAGUUGGACGAGACGCGCGACAAAUACGGCAAGGCAUGCCGUCGCUUGCACAGAGCACACAACGAGUAUGUGCUGCUGCUGGCCGAGGCGACGGAGUGCGAGCGAGCCCUGCGCACCGCCUCGCUGCCGGCGCUGUUGGACCAGCAGAGGAGGCAGGGUGAAGCCACGGCUUCCUCAUGGAAAGGAAUCCUGGUUGAAGUGGUCCAGAGGUCAGACUUCAGCACGGACAAGUUCAGGGAGAUUCAGUCUAAAGUAGAGUCAACCGUUCAGAACCUGAGGCCGCAAGACGAGUACAAAGAAUUCAUGGAGAAGUACAAAUCACCCCCUUCAACUCCAAUUACCUUUAACUUCGACGAGAGUCUUGUUGAAGAUACAAGCGGCAAACUUCAACCAAACCAGCUCACAGUUGACAACCUUACAGUGGAGUGGUUAAAGGAAAAGUUAACCGAACUGGAGUCCAGUUUACAGGAGAACAGGGAGAAACAGACAGCUUUACAGGGACCCGAAAUCAUUGGAAAUGGUGUUUGUAAAAAUAAUAAUACAGGGAUGACGAAUGGUGUUAAUGGGAUAGAUAGGCAUUCACCGCCACCAAUUCCGGUAACAACACCUGAGCCGAUGAAGUUGCUGGAACUAAGAGUGUCUGAACGCAAAUGCGCCAAACAAGCUGAAAUGAUUCGAGCAGCUUUAGCAGAGUUGGGUUGUGAAGAAGCACCUAGUGGCUGUCCCGAUCUAUCCGCAGAAGUUGUAGGCGUCGAUAGUCUGGAUGGCAGCUCACCAGAUCAUCAGGACGGCGCGUCACUCGGCUCGAAAGCGUCGAUGGAUACUUUGCGGUUGCACCUGCAUUCUAUCAUACCACCAAAGCCGUUCUUCAGACUAUUCACGCGUCCCUUCCGACGCAAAUCCGUUCCAUCAAGCCCGGCGUUACCGCCAAAAACGUACAGAAGCAGCAGCGAAGGACCCUCAGACUCGGUCAGUGUGAGUGAGACAGAGCGGUCACUGGUCGACCAGGAAUGGUUUCAUGGGGUGCUACCGAGAGAGGAGGUGGUACGCUUGUUGAGGGCGGAUGGAGAUUACCUGGUGCGGGAAACGACGAGGAAUCACGCCAGGCAACUAGUCCUGUCCGUGUGUUGGGGGCAACACAAACACUUUAUUGUACAGACCACGCCAGAGGGUCACUACAGAUUCGAAGGAGCAGCUUUCCCGUCAGUAGCAGAACUGAUAGCGUGGCAGAGAGCGAGCGGCGUGCCCGUCACUGCGCGCUCAGGAGCUUUGCUGAGACGAGCUGUGCCACGGGAGACGUGGGAACUUAACAAUGACCACGUGCAGCUUUUGGAUAAGAUUGGGCGGGGUAAUUUUGGAGACGUCUACAAAGCGCGGCUCAAGACUACAGGCCAAGAAGUGGCAGUGAAGACGUGUCGCGUGGCACUCCCUGAGGAGCAGAAGCGCACAUUCUUACAAGAAGGACGCAUCCUCAAGCAGUACCAGCACCCUAACAUCGUCCGCCUUAUUGGCAUCGCAGUACAAAAGCAACCAAUCAUGAUUGUCAUGGAACUAGUCUCGGGUGGAUCUCUCCUCACAUUUUUGCGAACAAGAGCAUCAAACCUCAGUUCACGAUCACUGUUGGCAAUGUGCCGGGAUGCUGCUGGCGGGAUGCGAUACCUCGAGUCCAAGAACUGCAUCCAUCGAGAUCUGGCUGCCAGGAACUGUCUGGUGGGAGACGAUAAUAUUGUGAAGAUAUCCGACUUCGGCAUGUCGAGAGAGGAAGAGGAAUACAUCGUGUCUGGUGGAAUGAAGCAGAUACCUAUCAAAUGGACGGCCCCGGAGGCGCUUAAUUUUGGAAAAUACACCUCUCUGUGUGACGUGUGGAGCUACGGCGUGCUGAUGUGGGAGAUAUUCUCCAAGGGCGACACGCCCUACGCCGGCAUGAGCAACUCGCGCGCCAGGGAGAAAAUUGACAAUGGUUUCCGUAUGCCCGCGCCGGAAGGAUGCUCAGAGGAUGUGUACGCUUUAAUGCUACGCUGCUGGGAGUAUGAACCGGACAAACGACCGCAUUUCCAUCAGAUAUACACAAUCAUAGACACCAUAUACAAUAGGUAACGUUAUAUUAGCAACUAGUAACGUUAUUUUAUCCAAAGGUAACGUUAUAUUAGCAGCUGGUAAACGUUACAUCAUCAAAUCAAUCAGUACAUCAUACAACAGUUAGGUAUAUUGUCGAUAGGUAAUGUUACUUUAGCAACUGGUAACAUUAAUGAUUAAUGGUAACGUUACAUUAGUAACUAGAACUGGUAACAAUAAUGAUGACCAAUGGGUAACGUUACAUUAGUAACUAGUAAGUGUAAAGUUAUAUCAACAAUAGGCAAUGUUACAUUUUCCUAGUGUAACAUUUUCUGUUACAACUUGGGAAUUUCCCGUUGCAUACGUUUGGUUGUAUAAAUUAAACACGGAAUAUUGUAGGCCCUAUUCGGUUGUAAACAAAUCCCCAUAUAAAUGUAACUAAAUGAAAGUGUAAUGAUGAACCUAUUUAAAAUAGGAAAAUCCUAUUAUAAUUUCACAAUUUUUCCCGUUAAAACUAACCUCGUUUUUGAAGUAUUGGAUUAGUUCUGAAAUAUAUUAUCUAUAAUGUAUUUUAUUAUGUGUUAAGCCAAAAUACCAAUGCUUAAAUUUCGAUUGACUGAUUUCAAUGCAUAUAUUCUGAUUGAAAAAACUGUUUCGACAUAGAAAAAAAUUUUGAAUCCGAAAAAAGAAUAUAUCUUGGUCACCCUAGGAAUUUUUUGAAAACUAUUAAAAUGAGUUUUAGAUAAUUAGGUGGUGUAUCAACCACAUGGGUUUUAUCCAUUAAUUACGUGACACCCAGUAUAAUAAUUUACUUUUUGUAUUAAUGACUGUUUCAAGUCUGAAAUCCGAAACAGGGGUCCAAUACAGGGGUCCAAUACUUUACAGGUAAUAUACACAAGUAGGUAUAUUUUGUGUCAAACUCGGUUUUCAUGAUUUUGAUUAUAUGUUAAGAGUAUUAAGUGCCUAUGUAGUAGGUACAUUGUAUAUUAUUUUGUACUUCUUUUUUGAUAUUAUGUCAGUAAAUAUUAUAAUAAAGUAUAAAUUCACCUUAUUUACCCUAAAAAUAUUGUUAUGCCUUUUUUAUGUAACACAAACUAAAUUAAACAUUUGGGACACAUGGGUAAAAUCAAAAGUACAUUUUUUUCCCUAUGGGACAUCGUCAAACACUAUUAUUAAACUUGUCGUUUUAGAGAUUUUUAUUUAACCGACUUUGAAAAGUUACGGUGCCUAUUGUCAAUUACAGCAAAAAUAUUCAAGUAUUGCAAGUAAAUAAUGCAACUUACGAAUAUUCCAGUAAUUAAAUAUGAAAACCACGAAUUUUGAGUUGGUAAGAUGCUUAUGAUAACUCGACAGUCAAUCGAGAUCUUGUACUAAUGGAUCUAUUUCGUGUCUGAGAUAAUUUUAUAUUAAACUUAAUUUCAAAACAUUUGUAAUUUUUCUUUAUUUGUAAAAAAUAAUUAUAGUGUCAUUUAGUUUCGCUUCGUUGCUAUACAAUUUAUUUGAUAGCAAGUACAACUUUUUGACAACAGAUGGUGUGAGUAGGAAGGUACCUAUAUAAAUAUAUAAAUGAUAUUUACAUUGUGUAAAAUACCUACUCGGUUUUAAAUAAAUGGUAUAGCAACGCAAAUUGGACAUCUGCUAUUUUUUAUUAUGAUUAUAAUAAUUAUUAUGUAUUAAAUAGAGAAUGUGAUAACCUUACAUAGUGCUUCCAUUUAUUUUAUAUUUUAAAGCUAGUAUUAUGUCAUAGGUAUUAAAAUAUAUGUAACUGGAAGUAAGAUAUAAUUGGUCUACUUCAAUGAGUGUUUAGUAUACUCAGAGGCACAAUUAUCCCCCUCUUUAAUAUGACGCGAGUAUAUUAAAGUGGUUAAAUUGUGCCUCUGAGUAUAUAAUAAUUAUAAUGAAUAUAUGAUGUUGAUGAUAAUACUGUAAAUAUACUUAUAUGAUAUUAAUAAAGUGCCACAUAAUUUUGAAA